This is a messenger RNA of Arabidopsis lyrata subsp. lyrata, 2012 nucleotides long. Its product is annotated as eukaryotic translation initiation factor 3 subunit L. Gene Ontology annotation, biological process: translational initiation. Bases 197 to 1735 code for a protein of 512 amino acids. NCBI's taxonomy places the organism in Eukaryota, Viridiplantae, Streptophyta, Magnoliopsida, Brassicales, Brassicaceae. Gene Ontology annotation, molecular function: translation initiation factor activity. Gene Ontology annotation, cellular component: eukaryotic translation initiation factor 3 complex; cytoplasm. The transcript is spliced from 8 exons. The record is from RefSeq and is a predicted model, not a curated record.
CCUCUCUCGCCUCUCUCUACUCCUCUAAAAUUCACUUUGCUAGGGUUUUCGAUUUUGCGUUCUUGAAAAAUCUGGGUAAAACAAUUUGCUAGAGAUUCGUCGUCACUCUCCGAAGACGCAGCCGUUCUCAGAGUGUUUCGACAUUCUGAUUCAGCUCGAUCAAAAGAAACAUAACGAUCCCAAGGUUCUACACAAUAUGGAAAUUGCUGAGUACGAAAGGGAGAGCGGCGGGGAGAGCGGGUACGACCCAAAUAUGGUGCCGGAUUCGGUGAAAUCGUUUGUGGUACACAUGUACAGACACAUAAGGGAUAAGAACGUGUACGAGAUCCACCAGAUGUGUGAGACAUCGUUCCAGAGCAUAUCGGAACGUCUGUUCAAGGAGACGCCAUGGCCAAGUGUGGAAGCCAUAGCUCCAUACGUAGACAACGACCAUGUGUUCUGUCUUCUGUACCGUGAGAUGUGGUUUCGACAUUUGUAUGCGAGGCUAUCUCCUACGUUGAAGCAGAGGAUUGAUUCUUAUGAUAACUAUUGCAGCCUCUUUCAGGUGGUGUUGCAUGGGGUAGUGAAUAUGCAGUUGCCGAACCAGUGGUUGUGGGAUAUGGUGGAUGAGUUUGUCUACCAGUUCCAAAGUUUCUGUCAGUUCAGAGCAAAGCUCAAGAACAAAACAGAGGAGGAGAUUGCAUUGCUCAGACAGCAUGAUAAGGCAUGGAAUGUCUAUGGCGUGCUCAACUUCUUGCAAGCACUUGUGGAAAAGUCUUGUAUCAUCCAAAUUCUUGAGCAGGACAAGCAUGGACUUGAACAGUUCACUGCCACUGAUGGCUACGAUUACAGCGGUGGAAGUAACGUCUUGAAGGUCCUCGGUUACUUCAGCAUGGUCGGUCUCUUGCGUGUUCACUGCCUCCUCGGUGACUACCACACUGCUCUCAAAUGGUUGCAGCCCAUUGACAUCACUCAGCAAGGUGUUUACACCAGUGUCAUUGGAUGCCAUAUCGCUACCAUCUAUCACUAUGGAUUUGCCAACCUUAUGUUGCGACGCUAUCUAGAUUCUGUUCGUGAAUUCAACAAGAUUCUCCUCUACAUUUUCAAGACUAAGCAGUACCAUCAAAAGUCACCUCAGUACGAGCAAUUACUCAAGAAGAAUGAGCAGAUGUAUGCAUUACUUGCUCUUUGCCUCUCCCUCUGCCCUCAACCUAAUCUCGUUGACGACUCUGUCAGCUCUCAGUUGCAAGACAAGUAUGGUGAAAAGAUGAUGAGGAUGCUGAGGUAUGACGAUGAGGCCUUUGGUAUUUACGAUGAGCUCUUCUCUUAUGCAUGCCCCAAGUUUAUCACCCCUUCCCCACCAUGUUUAGAGGAACCUCUUGUCAAUUACAAUCAGGAUGCAUACAGGCUUCAGUUGAAGAUGUUCCUUUAUGAGGUAAAGCAGCAGCAGCUCUUGUCGGGAGUGCGGACAUUCCUAAAAGUCUACUCCUCCAUUUCUCUUGCUAAGCUCGCAAACUACAUGGAAGUUGAUGAGCCCACUCUAAGGACCAUAUUGUUAACAUACAAGCACAAGACCCAUGCAGUUGAUUCCGAUGGUAGGAUCAUCUCCAAUGCAGACAUUGAUUUCUACAUCAACAAUGACAUGAUCUAUGUUGUGGAAUCAAAACCCGCAAAACGUUAUGGUGAUUUCUUCUUGCGACAGAUUGCCAAGCUGGAAGGUGUGAUAAACGACAUGGAUCGUGUCAAACUGGAAUGAGGACUUUUCUGUGUUACACCUAUCAUCAAUGCCCAAUCUGAUAUGCUCUCUCUUAUAAAACCUAAAUUUACUUGGAGCCAAACACUUUUGCGAAACUAUCUUCAUGUGGUCAAAUGGUGUAGCUCGACUCUUUUCUUGUGUAACUGUAAUCAUCUUUGUUAUGAAUUAUUGCCAGUUUUUUUUUUGAUUGAGUAUGGCAUUUCAGAUUAUAGCCGAUCUCGAGUUCCUUUGGAAUUAUUUGUCCAGAUUUGAUAUGCCAACUAUGAGUUUAAUAGUA